This is a messenger RNA of Trichoderma breve, 921 nucleotides long. Its product is annotated as alpha/beta hydrolase fold domain-containing protein. The transcript has 3 exons. The record is from RefSeq and is a predicted model, not a curated record. Bases 1 to 921 code for a protein of 306 amino acids. NCBI's taxonomy places the organism in Eukaryota, Fungi, Ascomycota, Sordariomycetes, Hypocreales, Hypocreaceae.
AUGGCCAUGGCUACUUACGAGACGGCAAAAACUCAAUUCGUCAAGGUGGACGGACUUACCUUUGCCUAUAGACAACUCGGUGUAUCGCAUGGCAUCCCGCUACUAUUCAUCCCGGGUUUCAAACAAACAAUGGAUCACUGGGACCCGGCAUUGGUCAACCCUCUUGCCGCUCAGCGUCCAGUAUUACUCAUUGACAACGCCGGCGUUGGCCGAUCCGAGGGCGACGUUCCCGAUACCUUUGCCGGUUGGGCGGCGCAUUACAGCGCUGUGACCAAACAAAUCCUUGGCCAAGCCAGCAAGGUUGACGUAUUAGGCUAUUCCAUGGGCGGCUGCGUUGCGCAGCUCAUGGCUCUCAACGCGCCGGAGCAGGUACGGCGAUUGGUGCUCUGCGGCACGAUUCCCAGCUCCGGAGACGGCGUUAAACCCUCGCCCGAUGGCAAGGCGUUCAAGCGCAUGAAGGCGGCCAGGACUGUAGAGGAGGAACAGCAAGCUUUCGAGGAGGGCUCCUUUGUGCAGCGCUCUGAGCGUAGUCGAGAGGCGGGUAAGCGAGCAUGGAAGCGCAUCGCCAACGGUAGAAGCGACUCCGGAGAGGUGAGAUGCGAACCAGUGCCUCCGGGGCCAGCUCAUAAGCAGGCGCUUGCGUUUGUCAGGUUUAUGGAUAAGAAAAACGCUUCCGAGGGGAGUUAUGACCGGCUCGGCCAGCUGCGUCUGCCGGUGCUAAUCGCCAAUGGUUGCGAGGACUUGCUGCUACCUACCGACAACAGCAUCCUGAUAUGGAAGAUGCUUAGCUUCGCGGAUGCACGGCUGCAUUUGUUUCCGGAUUCAGGACAUGGGUUUCUGUACCAAUACGCCGACGAGCUUGCGAGGCUUGUAAAUGACUUUCUUGGCAGCAGCAGCUCGAGUCGCGGCAGUCGGCUUUGA